Molecule: messenger RNA, 978 nt
Organism: Paraglomus occultum
Lineage: Eukaryota; Fungi; Glomeromycota; Glomeromycetes; Paraglomerales; Paraglomeraceae
Source: the annotation of a GenBank genome assembly
AUGGUAUUUCUAAUAGCAAGUUACGUAUUCUUGCCCAGCUUGAAUGCCAACUUGACUACCAGAAAAGUUCUUAUUCCUUUUGCAUUCAGUGUGCUUCUUUUUAGCGCUACUGAUUUUUUCACAAUUCAGCAGAAACGUAGUCAGUGCGUAAACCCGAUUCAGCAAGCAACAAUAAGCGAUAACAGGCUUUGCUUAAUUCAAUCAUUCUUGGCUCUCGGCGGGGCGUACGCGCUUGCGUGUUGGUCGGCUCUGGUAAUCGUGCAUCUUCAUUUCCUUUCGGUCUGGCGCAGCAAAUUUAUAAUAGUUCAUAUAAGGAGUUUUCACAUAGCGAUCUGGUCCAUCUCCAUACUUGCUACGAUAAUUCCAAUAGUUACACACCACGUUGCAAGUGGAAACAUAUGUUUUAUUACGCCUGAAGCAAGCCCAAUGUUCUAUUUUCCGUUGAGCUUUAUUUACGUUGCAUUUGCUGUGCAUGUGGCCACGGUUAUUUAUAUUGCAAAUGUUACCUUGAAAGUCUGGGACGAGGAUUCAAAAGAAUCAAAUAUAGCACAGCGAGCAUUGGUUAAUGAAUCUCAAAGAACAUUGAUAUAUGCAAGAGAAAUGGUUAGGCUCCAAUGGCGCGCUCUAGCAGGGGCUUUCUUAAUGGUCACCGUUUAUACUACUGCUUGGACUUUUUUCACCUUUAAAUACAAAUUACCAGAUUUCAAAGCUCAAUGGUUUGAAGGAUGGCUUCAAUGUCUCGAAACCGGCACCCAAACUUCGUGCUCUUCGAUCUCCGCCCCAUACUUUCCAAAGUUUUCCCUAAUAAUAUGGUUACUGCUAAUAAAGCGUUGUGUUGGCAUAUUUAUUUUUAUAAUACUUGCUGCUAAAAAAUCCACAUUCCGCGGAUGGAUAGAAGUGUUACGAGGGAACAGUAAAUCUGAAGUGACGGCGAGUCCUGUGCACGGAGAUGCUGUCGUACAAAUUACCUCGGUGUAG